Tinamus guttatus (white-throated tinamou) is the source of this 1716-nucleotide messenger RNA. The record is from RefSeq and is a predicted model, not a curated record. NCBI's taxonomy places the organism in Eukaryota, Metazoa, Chordata, Aves, Tinamiformes, Tinamidae.
UCUUGACUUUAUCUUCGGAAAUAAAAAGCAUCACGAUACAGGCAAAAAAAUGACAGAGUUUUGGCUGAUUUCUGCUCCUGGGGAAAAGACCUGUCAACAGACAUGGGAGAAACUACAUGCAGCAACAACAAAACAUAACAAUCUUUCUACAAAUUCAAAGUUCAAUAUUCCAGACUUAAAGGUUGGCACACUGGAUGUUUUAGUUGGUCUUUCAGAUGAGCUGGCUAAACUGGAUGCGUUUGUGGAAGGUGUUGUCAAGAAGGUGGCCCAGUAUAUGGGUGAUGUUCUAGAAGACAGUAAAGACAAAGUUCAGGAAAAUCUCUUGGCUAACGGAGUUGACUUGGUCACCUAUAUAACAAGAUUCCAGUGGGAUAUGGCCAAAUAUCCAAUCAAGCAAUCUUUGAAGAAUAUAUCAGAAAUUAUUGCAAAGGGAGUAAACCAGAUUGAUAACGACCUGAAAGCCAGAGCCUCUGCUUACAAUAACCUCAAGGGCAACCUUCAGAAUCUGGAAAGAAAGAACGCGGGAAGCUUGCUAACCAGAAGUCUUGCUGAUAUUGUAAAGAAGGAGGACUUUGUACUCGAUUCUGAAUAUUUGGUCACGUUAUUAGUGGUUGUACCAAAGUCAAAUUAUAAUGACUGGGUUAAGCAGUAUGAAACACUAGCAGAGAUGGUUGUACCACGUUCCAGCAAUGUCCUCUUUGAGGAUCAAGACAGUUACCUUUGUAAUGUCACCUUGUUUAGGAAGGCAGUGGAUGACUUCAAGCAUAAAGCCAGAGAAUAUAAAUUUAUGGUCCGUGACUUCCAGUAUAACGAAGAAGAGAUGAAAGCUGAUAAAGAAGAAAUGAAUAGACUGUCGACUGACAAGAAGAAACAGUUUGGGCCUCUGGUUCGGUGGCUGAAAGUCAAUUUCAGUGAAGCUUUCAUUGCAUGGAUUCAUGUAAAAGCAUUACGAGUUUUUGUUGAAUCUGUUCUAAGGUAUGGUUUGCCAGUUAACUUUCAGGCAAUGCUCCUUCAGCCUAAUAAGAAAACAAUGAAAAAACUGAGGGAGGUUUUGUAUGACUUAUACAAGCACCUUGACAGCAGUGCAGCAGCUAUCAUUGAUGCAACUAUGGAUAUCCCUGGCUUAAACCUCAGUCAACAGGAAUAUUACCCGUAUGUGUACUACAAGAUCGAUUGCAAUUUGCUGGAAUUCAAGUAAAAAAAUUCCCUAACAUGACAAUCCUCUCAGUGUUGGUGUAAACAAACAGAAGUGAGGUUGAAGUACAGUAAAACUUUUAACAUUCUGCUAACACUCCUAUGCUUGCUUCUUCUGUUAGGUGAAUUUUGCCCACUAUGGUCCAUCUCUAGACAUUUUCUUUCUAAGGAAAGUGUAGGUAAACUGCUUUUAACCAAUUAUGUCUGUAAAUGUAUAUUGAGGGAAUUGAAGUAUUUAUAAACAGAGUCAUUUAUUUAAGGAAAAAGUCAUUCCUCUUUCAUAUGGUGAAGUGUGUUAAUUCCAUUUACCAUUGUUUAUAUAAAAAUUGUUUACAAAAGAAUAGUGUAAAUGUUUAUGGCCAUUUUGUUCAUUUGAUUCAGUGGAUGCAAUUGUGUUAACAUUGUUGAACUGUGAUGUAAAGUAUGUAAAAUGGUAUGAAAUUGUGUUUUCUGAAUGUUUUAAAAUUACAAUCAAAGCACUAUAACCACAGGAAAAAUAAAAAUACCUGUGCAAAUGUGUCA